AUUUUCAAUUCUCGAUUAUAUUCGAGUGUGAAAAAUUAUAGCAGCAUAAAAUACAACGCCGCUCGAAUUAUCUCGAGUGUGCACAGUUUGGCCUGUUUAGCGCGCUCGAAUUAACUCGAGCGUACAAGUUAAGGGGUUAAAGUUAUCAUUAUUUGAUCAUUUUAAUCUCAGCACUAGGCAGAUUUACAAAAGUGGAAUUGCGAUUAAUUCUUAUUAAGGUAACAAUAUAUUGGAGUAAAGAUAAUCUACAUGUAUAUGAUUUCCUAGUAUUCCAUGAAGAUCCUGUUAUGCGUUAUAAACAUGUAAGAUUAGCUCUCGAUAAAACAUGUAUUAUUCCUUAUUGCAUUAUUAUCCGAUCUGUGAAGGAAAUUCGAAAAAAAUCCGCGAUAGGAAAGAUAAGAUGCAUUGUUCGCACUGCGCAACGGCGGAACAUUUGAUUGUCCCGCGGCGUCCCGUAUAUUUAGCGGGCUUCCGAGUUCGUUAAACAGUAACUUGCGACUCUCGAUGCACGAUGACAACUCUCACGAUCGGUGUGGUUGCAUCGUGCAAUGUUUAGGUGUCCGACGAGACACCGCGCUCGAGGAACGUCCCAUUUGCUUUCAGUUUGAAAGUUAUGUCACGUAACAACAUCCAACUAACGUAUCGACUUCACAAGCACCGAAGGAUCAAGAAUCAUUCGAGAUUAAAUAAAGAGAGAAACAUUUUCACUUCGGGCAAUCUGUUAUUUAUUGCGAUAUUGUUACGCGAUUAUUGUUAUUCGACCGAAUUCUUAUUUUGUAACAUAGUUCUUUAAAAAUGAGCUUUCUGCGCAAGUUGUUAUUUGGUAAGUGUGUCUCACUUCAAAGUUACAGCUAUAAGCGUUUUUAUCAUGCAGUAUUCUUUUCGUGUGUCUCUUAUGAUCUUAUAUAUUUAUAUAUAUGUAUAUAUCCAGGUAAAUACCUGUUUAUCACCAACACUGUGAGCUGUGGCUUGAUGAUGGCAGCGGGCGAUGCGAUCCAGCAGCGUAAUGAACAUUGGAGGAAACACUGUUCUCAAAAAUACUUCUUGAGUAGUGUCAUAGCAGCGUCGUUGGAGGAAGGAGAGAAAACAACAGCAGUUUCUGGCGAUCCCGUGUACGGGCACGAUUAUAUGAGGACGAGGAACAUGGCAGUUGUAGGGUUGCUGCAGGGCCCGUUUCACCAUUGGUUCUAUAUGUUCUUGGACAGAGUCUUCCCGGGUAAGGGCGCGAGGUCAGUUAUCAAGAAAACGCUUCUCGACCAGACGAUCGCGAGUCCCACAUGUCUGACGAUAUUCUUCGUCGGUCUCGGGGUCCUGGAACGUCGCAGGAUCGAGGAGAUCUGCCAGGAGUUGAAGACGAAGUUUUGUGCUACAUGGAAAGUCGAUUGUUGUUUCUGGCCUCCCACGCAGUGCAUUAAUUUCCUCUUCGUGCCGUUGCAUUAUCGAGUACUUUACACAAACGCUAUGACCAUGGUCUACGAUAUUUUUCUGUCGUACAUGAAAUAUGUAAGUUUAUUUUCAUUCGUUAUAUUAUUUAAAACGAACGUUUAUGAAAUUGUCGAAAAUAGAGCGACGCAGUGAUUUCCCGACUUUUUUUUCCUUGCAGGAUGCUCACUUCGAAUGAUGGCAGGAAAUCUCAUGACUAGUCAAGAUGAAGUAACGUAAAAAUUAAGUUAUAAUCAUGCUGAGCACCCAUAUAUUAUAUGUACAUAUAUUAUUAAUUACACGCGAAAGAGUGCAAUAAAAUGCUGUCGGAGGAAAUUUCCGAGUAAGACUAUUUCCCGACAUCCUUAUUAUGAUCCGGCACCUGUUUGUUCCCUGCCGGGAGAUAAAUUGCAAUCAUUCUGUACGGUUUCCUGACGAAAAAAUUGCCGAUAACAAUAAAAGCACAGAUGUCAACGUAAUCAAAUAUUGUCAAGCUGCUGUUUUAUCGUAACGGCGGUACGAUAUCGCGCGGUGAUCCAACACAAAGAUAGAAAUUCAAAGUCAAUUAAAUCACAAUUUUCCGGCCGAUCCUGAACUUAUCAAAAGCCGACUUCAAAUUUCGCUUCUAUUUUUAACGAUCGUAACCGUUAGAUUCGAGGUAAACACGUCAGAUUCCCUCUGCGUUUGCUUUUCUACUCACUCGAACGAGAUUUGUAAAACCGGUUUGUGCGCUUUACUUCACGGCAUUAUUAUUUUAUACCUAAAUAAAUCCGGCACGGCGUGUCGGAAGUUGGUUUGGUUCCGAAGGUGUGCAAACGAUUCGGCGGGCUUAUUGCGAAAUCGGACACUAAUUAUUACGAUCGGUACUUAACGGACGAUUCUCGCAUAUCCUGAAAUGAGAUCCGUGAAUUGCCUUAUCGCGCGCAAUAAUCUCCCAUCGAGUUUAUUUAUCGGCUCGACAGCUUUUGUUUGGCGUUUGGCGACGGCGGGAUUACGCAGUCUCUUCUAACCAGCCAGACGCCACCGCGCAAAUACGAUUAACGGACAUAAACACAAAUAAUAAAUUAAUCGUUGCGCAACCAUUCUCACGUGCGGGCUGACGUGCGUUUCGCACGUAUGCAAUUUGAUAACAACAAAGCACGCGUGUUAUUACACGCACGUCAUGCUUCAAUCCCUCCCUUAUCUCAUCAAUAAAACUUGUCUAAUCGAAUCUCUCUCUUUAUUAUAGCGGAAUGAUUUCUAUACUAUCUCCUUUCUUAUAUCUUGCAACGGAAAAUCACAAUAGCAAGAUAAUACAAGAUGUUCGAUUAAUGUUCUUGUGAAAUAUGAAUGUUCUUAAUUCCGGUAUAGUCAAAUCGGAUAUUUUAUGAAUGCGGUAGAAUUCGCGCAAGCAAAAUGUUAGCGGUGUGUCGGCAGAUUGGCAACAGGUUUGAUGUCAGCAGACUGGCAUUAACUGCGUCUGCAUUCAGCUUGUAUUCUGCCGACAGAGUCUGCACACACAACCGGAUAGAAACCGGCCAAAUCCUGCCGCCAAACUGCGUGCAACAAGGUUUCUUCCGCCAAUCUAUUACCUCUCAACAUCUUCUGUCGCAUUGCUGACGCCGGUUUGGCAAUAUAAUCAGCGAUAUAAAACGGAUUCUGUGUUGAAUUAUUUAUCUGGUUAUUUUUCUGGCAUCAAAAACUUGUGGCAGGCUCUGCAUAAAAUUUGUUUGCGCAUGGAUAUCUUAUAAGCAUACAAUAUUAUUUAGUAUAAAGAAAUAUUCUGGACAUAUCUUUAGACGUAAUAUCCUAAUAAUAACGAACAUAUUCCCGAUAUUGAAAAUACUGAAAAAAAGCGACCGGGUCGAUCGAUUAGUUUUUAAAUUAGAAGUUAUUUUGGACAGAAAAGUUCCUGCUUGAUUCACCGAUCAUUUUGUACAACCACGGCUGAUCGAGACCGACGUUGGCGUUUUACAGUGCUGGUUUUAUUGCUCGUUAUAUCUUCUGCGAUAUUACAAAGGGGCGUUAAGAAUGUACAAAAGAUGGCAGAAGAACGUCGGCUGGACAGCGAUAGUAGAUCGGUGGCUUACACGAUAUUAUCCCAGAUGACAUCCUUCUCUUUUGUGCACGAUAAAACUUCGUCAAUUCCGCGAAGAAACGAGUUGUUU
Molecule: messenger RNA, 3569 nt
Organism: Dinoponera quadriceps
Lineage: Eukaryota; Metazoa; Arthropoda; Insecta; Hymenoptera; Formicidae
Product: mpv17-like protein 2
Exons: 2
Coding region: 796-1578 (260 amino acids)
Biological process (GO): mitochondrial ribosome assembly
Cellular component (GO): membrane; cytoplasm
Source: RefSeq, a predicted model, not a curated record